GCAGCUUUCUCUCCUUCCUUCCCUCUUGGAACGCGAAAAUCAGUAACCGCAGGAGAUUUUCAUCUUUAUCUCUUUAAGACUAGAUUAAAUUUACUUGUUUAAGGAGGUGGGGCGAGCUCGUGUCAAGGUAUGCCCCAACUUGAAGCCAGUUCCUUGCUUCCACCACGUCAUGUCAUCAGGCCUGGUAGCAGGUGCCUUUUCUUGCUGAAUCACCUCACUGGUCCAUGUCUUAGUCUCUUGAAGGAAUAUGGAGAGUUCAGAAGUAGCUGAUGUUUUGUUUCUGAGUAUGGUAGGAUGCUGGGGACCAGCCUCAGCAGAGAAGUGGGUCUGGGAUGUCUGGAAGGCUAAGCGAAUACACAAACACAGGAUUCUAAUGCAAGCUGACAGGCUCUCAGCUGCAGGGCGGGUUCUUCUAAUUCUCUCUCACUCUCCCUUAUUUCUUUCCCUUUCUCUGUCUCUCUCUGCCCUAGCUUCAAACCUCAGUCUUUUAUUGUGAAUUUUACACAAGGAACUUGAUUCUUUUUUUCUUGCCCCAGGUUAAUCAUUUCAGGAACAAAGCAGUUCACAAAAAGUACAAAGAUUCUUUGAAAUCAGAACAUCAUCAUGCAUUAUGACAUUUUCCCAGUUCCCAAGCCCCAUGCCAGCCACUAUAUUCUUAAUUCUUAGCUGAGUUAAUUUUUAAACAACUUCUGAGGCUUUCUCCUCAGAGGCAGACUACCUGCAGUUACAGAAGCGUAGUUCAGCGGGUUUCACUCCAUUGUCGCACCUUUCCCAUUGUUGUUCCUCACGAUUCCAAUUUUGAUUUAAAGGCCAAAGGCAGUCAGCCCCAAAGCCCUGGGUUCUUCAGAAACUUUAUUCGUCAUAGCCAGUACCUUUCUGUUUCAGUAUAAUUCUUUUACCAAGUGUCAUAAUCAGGCAAGAACAAUUUCUUCAUAUCCCCCCAAAUUCCCCAGUUCUUUUAGUGAAAGAGGGGAGACUCUCACUCAAGUCUCGGGAUAACAUGACUCCCCAGGAACUCACGAGAAACCGUCCUUGCUGCAAUCACAGGAGGUUUAUUGACAGGAACCAGCUGGGACCGAAACUUAUUUCCCACGCAGGGGUAGAGGAGUUUGACCCCGUGUAGCUGGGAGAAGUGGUAUUUAGGGAAAGAAACCACAACCCAAAAGGGGUAGGGAGGGCGUUAUUGGAAAAUUCUGAAAAUACUAGUGAUCAUUACAAGGGGGUAGCUCCCCAUUUUUCAAGAUUAUUCUCAAGAUUAUAAUCUAACUUUAUGGUCAGCCAGUUCCUGGAACAGAGUCACUAAACCGGCUAACCUAGAUUUUUGGUUCUUCUCUCCCUGCUAGAUUUUUGGCUCUAUUCUUUCUGCUAGAGGGGUCUGGAUUUAUCCGGGUCUUUCAUCAGUGCCUGCCCGCUCUGUCAGAUCAGUAAGAUUCGUAUUAACAUACAGCGCAUCCAUAUUCUCAGAAGCCACUGGUGUGGAAGGAAACAAGAACAUGAAGAACAAGUACACGAGCAGAAUUGUUAUAACCAGAAUCAUCUGUAACGUUGCCAAAUGCACAUCUGUAACUGCCAUAGAGGCGGUCCUCGGGGCACACAGGUGUUUUCUCCUCGGCCCUCAAGUAACAUCAUUUAUUGCCGCUGGGUUGCCUGGAGGGAAUUGCUUCCUGCCUCUCAGCAACCGCAGUGGAGGGGAGCUAUGCUUUGGGGGUCCAACAGUAGCUAAUCUGCUUUGAUAUCAUACAGAUUCUAACUCAGACUUGUCAAAUGAACAAUUAAGGCAACGUCUUCAUGAAACUUUAGAGGAAGUAGAAAUUUUAAAAACUGAACUUGAAGCCUCUCAAAGGCAACUUGAAGGUAAAGAGGAAGCAUUGAAAAUCCUUCAAAGCAUGGCAGUGCUUGACAAAGCCACAAGUCACACACAGACAGUGCUUCAAAAAACCAUAGAACAAAAGAGAUCUUUGGAGAAGGAAAUAAAUGCCUUGCAGUGGGAAAUGGAAUUUGAUCAGGAUAGAUUUAAAAAUAUAGAGGAAUCGUGGAUCCAAAAAUAUGACAGACUAAGCUGUGACAAUGCUGUCCUCAGAGAGAAUCUGAAGGUGAAAACAGAAGAAAUUAAAAUGCUCAAGUCUGAAAAUGCUGUUUUGAACCAGCGGUAUUUGGAGGCCCUUGCCAUGCUUGAUAUCAGACAGCAGAAGGUGGCCCAGGAGAACAUGGCUCAGGAGGACAGUGCCUUUUCAGAGGUAUCUGGACUCGAGCUUGCAGUCCUCGGCGCCUGCGUGUGUCGCGGUCCUGGAGGGAACCCCUGUUCUUGUGCCAAAAUGGCAGCAUCCACUCGCAAACUGGUUCUUCAGCUCAGACAUGAGCUGGAAAUUCUGCAGAAAAGUAAGGAAGAGGCUCAUAUAAUGGCAGAUGCAUUCAGAAUUGCCUUUGAGCAGCAGUUAACGAGGAAAAACGACCAGGCGCUGAGACUGGCACACGUGGAUAAGUGUAGACGAGCGGCCGCGUGGACCAACAGGCAGCACCUGAAAGACGAGGGAUAUGCGUCCCAAAGGAAAAAGAAGACCUUAGGGCAGCGACUGCUGGGGAUGCUCCCUUCAGAAAACAGUUCGAAGAAGACUGAAGACCAAGACAGCCCACAAGAAGUCCUUAAGAUGCUAAUAGACUUGUUGAAUGACAAAGAAGAAGCACUGGCUCAUCAAAGAAAGGUCAGUUACAUGCUUGCUCGGGCGCUGGAAGACAAAGACAUUGCCACCAAGAAUAAGGACAAAAUUCCCACGAACCAGAAAUCCCCACUCACAGCCCCCUGGCAGGAAGCUACAGGACUCUGUGUUUUGCAUGAUCCAGCACACUCAAAUGUCCAUGUUUCUGAUCCUGUGGGCUGUAUUUGCUCAGUCCACCAUCCCCAGAGAGAUUCAGACUGCUCAAGGACUCUUAAAAGAUCCCAUUCUUUGCCAUCAAAUAUAUUUUAGAAAUAAACCAGUUGGAAUCAGAAUUAGAGCUGUAAAAAUCAGGUUCUGGAGCUGGAAAUGUCUCAGAGGUAGGACACUUGGUCAGUGUGCAUAAGGCCUUGGGUUUAGCACAUGGUGGUGCACACCUUCAAUCCCAGCACUCAGGAAGCAGAGGCAGGUGAUCUGACUCUGAGUCCAGCCUGGUCUACAGAGCAAGUUCCAGGACAGCCAGGGCUCCACAAAGAAACCCUGUCUUGAAAAACCAAACAAAAACCAAAAAGGCCUCAGGUUUGAUGUUCAGCAUUGCAAAGACUUCAAAAGACAACCCAGGGUAAGGAGGAUCCUAACUUAUAAAUCCCAGCACUUGGGAGCCUGAGAAGGCAAAAAAUACUGUAAUUUGAGGGCCGACCAGAUAGUGAGACUACUGCCAAAAACACAAAAGAAUCACAUAAUGUUGAUAAUAUUAAGAAGUUGUAUGCUUUCUAGAUAUUUUUAAAAUGUUAGCAUAAUAAUUACAAAGCAGUAGGUUCAUUAUGGUAUCUUAAUACAUGUAUUAACAAUGUAUGUGUUUAACCACAUCUCUCCCUUUUAGUUUUAGGAUGCAGCUUAAGUACUCAAACCUUUAACACAUGUUUUAUAAGAAAUGUAUUAGUACUGUACUCUAUAUAUACUAUGUUGACAUUUUAUUUAUAAAGUGCUUUUUCAUAUUUUGACAGUUUCAGUGACAAGUAUUCUUGGGAAAAAUUCAUUUAUUUGUGGAGCUGAGGAGAGCUCAGUUGGUGCAGUGUUCCCUUGCUAGCAUGAGGCUGAGUCCGAUCCUCAGCAGCCACAGGAAAAGCCAGGUGCAGUGGAGCACACCUGACCGCUGGAGAUGCAGAGGCUUCCAGGCCAGCCAGCCCAGCCUAAUAGACUCCAGCGAGAGACCCGCCUCAAAAAAAGGUGGACAAAACCCAAGGUUGACUUCUGGUGAUCACAUGCAUACACACAUGUGUACACACACACACACACACACACAAAAUUACCAACUGAUGAAGUAAUUUUUCUGUUGGGUGUGGUGGUACAUCUCUGUAAACCCAACGCUCAAAAGGCUUCAAGCUUGUAAGUAUUAGGAAAGCCUGGAUGCAACCUAGCAAUAAAAAUUGUCUUAAAAAACAAAA
Arvicola amphibius (Eurasian water vole) is the source of this 4102-nucleotide messenger RNA. RefSeq names its product coiled-coil domain containing 125 (gene Ccdc125). Gene Ontology annotation, biological process: negative regulation of Rho protein signal transduction; negative regulation of cell motility. The transcript is spliced from 11 exons. NCBI's taxonomy places the organism in Eukaryota, Metazoa, Chordata, Mammalia, Rodentia, Cricetidae. The coding region runs from base 1887 to 2966 and encodes 359 amino acids. The record is from RefSeq and is a predicted model, not a curated record. Gene Ontology annotation, cellular component: cytoplasm.